AUGUCGGCGCUAAAUUUAUCUGAGGCCCGUUUGGCAGGCAUUCUCUCUUCAUGGAGAAAGGCUCAGCCCACAACGGAGAGGUUUGAGGUGGUGGGCUGCAUUUUUGGCGCGCUCACACCGUCGACGCUUGAGAACCAGCGCAGUCAGGCUGUUCUGCAGUAUCUUUUCAAUUCACCCACGAUGGUGUGCGACGUCGCAGUGUUUUUUUCCUUUGAGAAACUUUGUGUCGUCCACAACGGCGUGCCCGUUGAGCUGCCGCCAACCACUGACUCCUACGCGUACACGGCUGUUCGGUAUGAUGAGACUUUUGCUGACGUCUUUUCGUCCUUCCUCGCAAGUGCCGCUGUGGGUCUCUGCCAGAAGGAGUUGGCUAUUCAAGAGGGGGAGUUUGCGUCUAAGCUAAUCCCGGUGCUUCGCAGCCUCAUUCCCGCGGAGCGGACAGUGGAGGUGGCGCCAUUGUUGGGCGAGUUCCUUUUUGUCAAGGAUGAGGCGGCGCUGUCAUGCGUGGAGAAGGCGGCGGGCCUCUGCAGCGCCGUCUUCCGUCGGUUUGUUCGUGGGCUGAUUGAGGAGGAAAUACAAAAGGCAAACCCCAAGGCGUUAAGUUCUCUCCAGGAAGAGGUCACAAAUAAGUUACAGAUGCCAAGCACCGUGAAGGGUCUUGAACGGCUAGACACCUCCCAGUUUUCCAUUGCCUCUGGACUGACACCAUGUGUCAUGCACCGUGGGACAUACGAACCUCAAAUUCAGCUUACGAAGCUGACCACUCAACCGUUACGAGGCGACAUUAUUGUUGUCCGCUACGGUGUGAAGAACUGCGGCUACACUGCCUUUAUUGCUCGCACCCUCAUCGUGGAGGCUAAUGCGCCGCCUAAUGCGAAGGAUGCAUAUCAGUUUAUCUAUUCUGUCAGCGAAAAGGUGAUGGAGCUGCUGCGAGUGGGCACUAAACUAAACGAGGUGUACACGGCUGUCAUGAACUACGCCACGGCCACCGACGAAGCCCUGGCAAAGCAUUUACCAACCUCCCUGGGUUUCUCCACGGGUCUUAUGGUGCUUGAGGCUCGAGGAACUAUUUCUGGAAAGGGCACUGUGACCGUCGCCGACGGGAUGACGUUUGUUGUUCGAGUGACGCUUGAGGGAGUGCCGGAUGGCAGCGGGGAUAGUUUUGAUAUGGAGUUGUCCGACACCGUCAGCAUCAAGGACAGUGCGGCGCAGCUCAACACAAAGACAUCCCGCAAGCUGGAAGAAAUUCUCUACGAUGCGGAGGUGCAGGAGGAGGCCUUUAAUGUCACUACACGUGAGUUGAACAAGAUUACUCGUCAAGGGCAGAGCAGCGUCCCUCUCAUGUCAAGGGAAGCUGCACGCGAUGAAAGACUCAAGUCGCUUUUGAGGGAGUUGCACGCUGAACUGAUUGCCGCUGGAGGAAAGAAGGCAACAGCAGCUGCGAUGGAAGAGCUGCGGGUGUACGAGAUGGGCCGCCUUGCCUACGGGGAUAUUGUUCCGUAUCCCAAGGAAGGCUCCUUCCCACCGCAGGCACGGCAUGACAUCUACGUGCACGUGGAGAAGGAGGUUGUGUUCCUUCCUGUGUGUGGGGAUGUUGCGGCAUUCCACGCCUCCACCAUCAACAAAGUGGACGUGAAGCCGGAGGGCGAAUAUGUGACGUGCACCGUCACGUUUCAUUCCAUGCAGGAGGCAAAUAUUGCGUAUCGGCUUCACCGAACAAAGAUAUUUUUAAAGGAGCUGAGUUACCGCGCCCCGCAGGAUGUCUUCUCGGAGUUGAAGAUUGCCAUUCAGGGAAUUCACCAGCGGAUCAAAAACAGAGACACGGAACGACGGAGGAUAUCUACAACUGCGGGAGGUGCAAAACUAAACAUCACACCAAACUCACUACGGCUUCCGCAGGUCAAAAUAAGACCGUCAGCCACAACUGGCCGCCAAAACAAGGAAUGCAUUGGUAAUCUUGAGCUGCAUCAGAACGGACUUCGUUUCUCAUUCAUUGGUGGGGCACCAAUUGACAUGUUGUUUGAGAACAUCAAACACAUCAUCUUUCAGCCGGCCGUCAAUUCCAUCCGCGUUAUUUACCACAUUACUUUAAAAAAGGGCGUGGAGAUUGCUCGUAAAAGCGUCGAUGAAGUGCAGUUUGUGGCGGACGUCAUGGAAAGCAGCGAAGCCGUUACAGGUGCAAGGAAAUCAUACGAUGAGGAAAUUGCGGCGGAAGAGCGUGAACAAGUGCGUAUCAGUGAGACUAAUAAACAAUUUAUGCGGUUUGCACAGGCGGUUGAGAAGAUGAGUAACAUAAAGACACAAAUACCUGUGAGUAACUUUUCUUUUGAGGGCGUGCAUGCCAAGGGAUUGACCACCUUCAAGGCUAACAGGGAGGUCCUCUGGGCGAUCUCCGAUAGGCCACCGUUCACGCAGCGGGUGACGGAUAUCGAGGUGGUGUCGCUGGAACGCGUCAUACCGGGUGGAUCUACGUUUGACAUGUCGCUUAUUUUUAAGGAUUACAAAAAACCGGCGGUGACGAUUACGACCAUCCCGAGAAGCAGUUUGGAGGUGAUUAAGGACUGGUGUCUCGCAUCGCGGCUGUACUACAUGGAGACCUCUGUGAAUCCCAACUGGAAGGUUGUACUCAAGACGAUCCUCGACGAUACAGACUGGGAUCCGUGGCGACCCGGUUCAGGGUGGGCGGUACUCAACAACGACUUUGACGGCGACGAGGAAGAGGAGGACGAGGAGGAUUCGGAGUCGGAUGACUCAACGUACAACGAGGAAGACGAUGAGGAGUCGGACGAGACAGGCAGCUCCUUCCUUGAGGACGAGGAAAGUGAGCCCGAUAACAGCGAUGAUGAGGAUGAAGAAAGCGCGGUGAGUUGGGACGAGAUGGAGCGGCGCGCGGAGGCGCAGGACCGUAAACGCGGGUAUACAUCAGACGAUGAUGAUGACAGGCUGCGCAAGAGGGCUCGUGUAGGAGACGCAUCGAGAGCUGCACCGCUUCCGACACGAGGGAAGGCGCCUCGCAUGCCAAAUCCGGGUAGCGCAGUUCCGCCCCCACGCAAAUUCUAA
This is a messenger RNA of Trypanosoma rangeli, 3060 nucleotides long. Its product is annotated as transcription factor-like protein. Gene Ontology annotation, cellular component: FACT complex. Bases 1 to 3060 code for a protein of 1019 amino acids. The transcript has a single exon. Gene Ontology annotation, biological process: transcription elongation by RNA polymerase II; positive regulation of transcription elongation by RNA polymerase II. The record is from RefSeq and is a predicted model, not a curated record. Lineage: Eukaryota; Euglenozoa; Kinetoplastea; Trypanosomatida; Trypanosomatidae. Gene Ontology annotation, molecular function: nucleosome binding.